Morchella importuna is the source of this 519-nucleotide messenger RNA. RefSeq lists its product as uncharacterized. Bases 1 to 519 code for a protein of 172 amino acids. The record is from RefSeq and is a predicted model, not a curated record. The transcript has 4 exons. NCBI's taxonomy places the organism in Eukaryota, Fungi, Ascomycota, Pezizomycetes, Pezizales, Morchellaceae.
AUGCUCGACGUCGAUGGAUGCCGCACAGAGGACUCGAACCGUCGCCCACUCUCAGACUCAGUCUCGGACUCUUCCUCUCUCGCCAAUGCAGCGCCAAGCCACACCACAACGUCUGUCUCUCUCCACCAUCAUCACCCGCCAGUGCAGUCCAGCAGUGCAGCCAUUGAAUUACUCCCGCCGACCACAUCCACCAACACACCGCAAAAAAUGCCCAUCCCCGAAUCCCCCGCCUUCCUCGCAAGGAAGCCCACCGUGCCCGCGACCUUCGAGGGCGUCGACUACGACGACAACAAGGCGCUCAAGGCCGCGCAGGACGCCGUGCUGCGCGAGCAGUGGGUCAAGAGCAUGAUGGCGCGCAUCGUGCGCGACGAGCUCGGAAAGUGCUACUACCGCGAGGGGGUCAACCAUCUGCAGAACUGUGGCAAGUUGAGGGAGAGAUACCUUGAGCUGCUGAAGGAUGCAAAGGUCAAGGGGUACAUCUUCGAGAUGCAGAACGUGCUGCCCGGACAGUCGAAAUAG